AUGAUAUGGUAUACAUUGAUUGUUGUUGUUGCAGCAACUGUUGCUGUUGUAUUUGAUGAUGUUGCUUUAACAAUUGGAUUUGCUGUAAUUGUUGCUGCUGCUGCAGCUGCUGCAGCUGUUGAAGUUGAAGUUGAAUCCCUUAAUUUAGGGUAUAAAAAUAUUAAUGGCUUACGAAGACAUGAAACUCAAAAUAAAGAAUAUGGAUAUCGUAUAAAUUUUAAUUAA
Messenger RNA from Entrophospora candida, 225 nucleotides. The record is from the annotation of a GenBank genome assembly. NCBI's taxonomy places the organism in Eukaryota, Fungi, Glomeromycota, Glomeromycetes, Entrophosporales, Entrophosporaceae.